AUGCAAAAAGAUAAAUUUUUAGAGAUAUUUAAUAAUUGUUUAUUAAAUAAAUUAAUAUUCAAAUAUGUUAGUGAUAUUCAUGGUGUAGUUACCGAUAAAGAGAUUCGCAAAUUUAGAUGGUCAGAAGUAAUUAGGAAUCCACAUGUAAUGGCUGGUAACUCUUAUUUAAAUGAACUUAAACAACAUUAUGCCGAUCAUUCAAUCUAUCCUUUUUUGACUGCAACGUUCACAGGUGCUAUCAAGUGUAAAUGCUUCGAGACAUUGAAGUAUCUGGUUGAUUUGGUGAAGCCGAUCUCAAAAACGGAAUACCGUCACGAAAUCCAAUUCAAUAAUAUCUUGUGUUGUGCAGCAGAGUAUGGUAGUUUGGAAAUGGUUAAAUACAUUUGUACAGAGUUUGAAAAGAAGCGGUUGAAUUACUAUCAGGCACUAGUCAAAGCACCGUUGUCUGGAGAUUUGGAGAUGAUCAAGUACUUACACGAAAAACUGGAGAAUUGUGAUCAGACAAGGCUGCCUAUUAGUUUUGAAGAAGGUGUAUCUUUUGAUAGUGCUGCCAAGAAGGGUCGAAUCCAUAUGAUUGAAUGGCUUGCAGAGAAUAGAUCAAACGAUAGAGAGGAAAGUACAAUGUAUGGCUCUGCAAUUGAAGGUGGACAUCUCCAUGUUGUUCAAUAUCUUCUCGAUAUCAAUGAACCUCUACGUGUAUCUCCAUCAUUAGAAUAUGAUUCUCUUUUUGACUAUUCAAUCUAUUGCAAUCAAUUGGAAAUCGCAAAACUGUUAUAUCACAAUAAUAUCAGAGAAUCACAGGUACCUCUUAUGGAUUUUGCUGCAUGCCACGGGAAUAUCGAAAUGUUAAAGUGGAUGAAGGAAAAUACAACUAUCAGAGGCAGCGAUAUAGUAAUGGACAACGCAGCAUUAGGCAAUCAUUUUGAAGUUCUUAAAUGGUUACAUGAAAACCUGACUGAAAGUUGCAGAUACACUGAAGUUGCACUAUGGUUAUUAGAGAAUCAAACAUCGGCAAAUGAAAUUAGUAUCAGUGAUGCAGUUAUAGGCGGAAACUUGGAAAUUAUAAAAUGGUUAUUUGCCAAUCGUACUGAACGACCAACUACAUGGGCAAUGGAGUGUGCAGCCCACUUAAACCAUAUGCAUGUUAUCAGAUGGCUGCAUGAGAAUAUUCCAAAUUCAAUCACCACGGAUGCUAUGGAUUCAGCAGCAAGACACGGCGAUAUUACGAUGUUAAUUUGGUUGCAUGAAAAUAGAAGUGAAGGAUGUACUGGAAGAGCUCUUAAAAAUGCGAUAAGUUAUAAUCAUUUCGAAACGAUGAAAUGGUUGAAAGAUAACAGAACUGAGAUUUCCAAUUUGAAGCAAAGUGAUUGCCAAUGUACUAUAGAAGGUUUUCGGUUAUCGAUUGCAACUGGGCAUAUGGACAUGAUUGAAUAUCUCUUGGAGAAACAUCCAGAGUUUGCCAAUCAACAGUCUGAACCAGACGAAUUUCUUAAAAAUUUUUAUUCUUCUGGCGAUGAUGAAAUGAUUGAAUUCCUUUUGGACAAGAUCAACUUCCCAUUGGACAAACUAAAGGUAUUCCAUCAGUCUAUAGAUUCAGAUGGAUAUCCAGAGAUUCCUACUAAACUCUUGGAUGACCAUAUUGAAAAAAGGUCAAAGCAAUUUGAAUGA
Heterostelium album PN500 is the source of this 1668-nucleotide messenger RNA. RefSeq lists its product as uncharacterized. Lineage: Eukaryota; Evosea; Eumycetozoa; Acytosteliales; Acytosteliaceae. The record is from RefSeq and is a predicted model, not a curated record. Gene Ontology annotation, molecular function: protein binding. The transcript is spliced from 3 exons. Bases 1 to 1668 code for a protein of 555 amino acids.